Molecule: messenger RNA, 769 nt
Organism: Physella acuta
Lineage: Eukaryota; Metazoa; Mollusca; Gastropoda; Physidae
Product: receptor-type tyrosine-protein phosphatase epsilon-like
Biological process (GO): protein dephosphorylation
Molecular function (GO): protein tyrosine phosphatase activity
Source: RefSeq, a predicted model, not a curated record
UGGUGACAUCAAAGUGAAGCUAACAACAACACAUGUGUUCGCUGACUACAAUUUGCGGAAAUUGGAACUUAGCAAAGUAAACAUGUUCAAUAGAAUCUGGAACUUGAAAAACAAACCGGCGCAUCAGUUCACCCAGUUCCACUUCACAUCGUGGCCAGACAAAGGUGUGCCUCUAACACCGUGGGGACUUGUGGACUUUGAACAGAGGGUGGCGUUAGGGGGUGCAUCAAGGCCUAUUGUUGUCCACUGCAGUGGUAAGGUUGAUCGGAAAGGAAUUUUCAUCGCUGUAUAUAAUGUGAUAAGAGAAGCGGAAGAUACAGGGCGAAUACAUGUUGUACAUACUGCGGACAAGCUGAGACAUGAGGGAGUUUUGUUGACGCUAACUGCUGAACAGUACAGAUGUUUAUACAAAGUCCUAGAGAGACAGAACGAAGUCAACUCACACUUUGCUAACUUAUCGAGAGCUAAGCCAAACAAUUAUGUGACGCCGCCUACAGAAGAAGAAGAAAAUGUUUACACUAACCGAUAGCGUGCUCCAGACUUAAUGGAUAGACACUUUAGCUAAAAUCGUAUCGCAGGCUUCAACAAUGUACAGCUAGCACAGAAUACACAUUCCUGUAUUAUAUUUUGUUUAGACAGUUUGUAUAUUGGUGUGAUCAUUUAACGCCAGUCCUGUCACUUGUCAAGGAUGAUUGCCUUAAGAUGUAUGGUUAUGUUAAGGUCAUAGUUUGUUACGGUGUCAAUAUUGGGUCAAAUUUUCCUUUUCUAC